UGAGAGCAACACAAGUGCGCUGGGAACGUACCUACGGUACUCAAGCUGGUAGGUAUCGUAGGUACAUGUACCUGCGGUACAUGUACUUCGGUAAUUGUAACCAAAGAGAGCCCGGGGAGCACUAGUACUGGAGUAUCUCAAGGAGCCCGAGCCUGAGCCUGAGAAGAGCCGCAUAUUCUUAACUCGAACUUGACUCGGACUCGGAAGGGUACUAGUAACUUGAACUCUCCGGCGGACCGUCUCAGCCGCUGCACCGUGACUCCGAAACUCGAACUUGAAGGUGCGUGGUACCCCUUUGGUUCUUGCCUCAUUCGCAGGUAUUCACCGUCCUAUAAUUACAGACGUCGCACUCGGACCCGAACUCGGAGACCCGGGCCCAGUGCCGCCGCAGUGCUAUACGGUCAUACGGUAUCGUGACCCAGCCUGAGGUUAGUACUAGUCAUGGCGCCGUGGCCCCAGGGCCCCGGGCAGAAUAGCCUGAGGUGGACGUUCCGCCCAGAGGAAGUAGAAAGAGGAAACCCUCUAGCCUAUUCCCAAGGAUGUAUCUUCCCACUCAGGCUACUACGAUUCCGAGUCCAAGUUCGAAUUGAAGUUGAGUAUACCGUGACUCGGACACUGGCACUGUCGCAGUUGUUCUAUUGGCUUUGCCUCUAUCAUGAUAGACCAACUUUUAUCCAAUACUCACGCCGGGUACCGCGAAACUCUCUCCCGAGGCAGCCCAGGGCCCUUGCUACAUUAUACAACGCUACGGCGUUCUCUUGCUAAGGAUAUAUAUGUAUUUGUACCUACAUGGUACCUACGGUAUUGUUAUAGAGGCGUGCACCGGCAACUGUACGAUGGGGCCGAUCAAACAAAGCUCGAAACGGUUGUCUACGAUUUGGGUGGUGGCUCUAUGUAUGCUCACGCGAGAUUGCAACCUAAGUGAAGAGUACAGGGUAGAAUGGCCGUUUUUUAUGUUCUCGAAAACGACUGAAAUUACCUACCAGUCUUCGAAAUAUCCGCCCGCAACAAGCUCCUCCGGGGAUGCAUAUGCUACAAAUCGCGGGGUGCCGCCAAGUUGUGAUUGUUGGGAGACAGGACGCGGAGACAGUGACUGCGAAGUCUUUGACUGCACUUGCAUAUGCGAUUUGACCGCUGGUAAACAGUCUGGCUCUACGUUACCGUAAAUUUACCUUGUAGGUGAAUGUGACCACAAUUGCUGUUGCGAUAAGGAGUGCGAUGAGGCACAGAGGCAAAGAUUUGAUGCAAUACAGGCAUGUCUGCCCGAGGGAACGCAAAAUGGAGAGAUAACCAGGCGCGGCAGUGCCAGCACUGACUACGUCGAAUCAUUAUGCGGCGGACCCCAGGUGCUAUUCAACAAAGGAUGUGGAUCAGGUCAACCCAAAAUUUCCUCUAUCGACGCGAGGUACCAACUCAGUGCAAGCAGAACAUGAGGGAAGGGAGGAUAGUUGACUAGUUGUGCAACCCAGGCACCGCGCGAGGUUCUGUAGACCGAAUGCUCUGCGUUCAAUAUGACAACUCGAAUUCCCAAAGAAAAUUUUACAAGGUGCCCAUCUCAAGCAAAGUUCAUCCAGACGGGAUCGCGAUAUUCAAAACACAACUCAUUUAGGAUCCUAACUUGCUUAGCGCAAGUACCGUCGACAAAGAGCUUGCACAAACCGAGCUUGGCUACUCCCAAUGGAAAGCAAGCCUGCCAGUUGUGAUUGUGUUGUGGCUUCCAAUGAUGUGAUGCUAACGUAUUUGUUGCAGGUCAUAGUGGAUAGAUACUACGAUUCCGGCGAUUCCAUUGGUGCUGUUUUUUCAAGCAUUGAAGCAGAUUCUGCUUUGGUUUGCGCAUGCUGUGCGGUCAAUGCUUUGCCUCGUUACAUCAUAAAUCAUAAUCUGCUGGCCAGGUGGCAGCUUUUGCCGGGAGUCUUCCAUUGCCAACGAACACACAACUCGGAGAGCACGUCUUCUUUGGGUACUAAGCAAAUAAACAAGGCAACAUAGGUGCUCUGAGUAUGGUCUGGCCCAGUUUGCAACGUCAGUGGCUGUUUAUAGAAUAAAGUCGUAUUUAAGUAUAUGUCAUAGGGCCACAACAACCAAGUGCAUUCGGGUUUUCGACGCCGAGAGCCUGAGCCGAGCUUGUCAGAUUGGUAUUCUUGGCAUUAGCCGCUUUACUACAAAGCUACGUGUCGGGAGCAGCUUUACUACGAGCCACGGAAGUAUGUCGGACGCGGGAAGUAACUGGGUAAAUGUGCCAACAUCAGUCACGAGUCCAUGCGAACUCUCUCUUUCUCUUAUGUACUCCUUUAUCACACAGGUUGCUGUUGACCACAUGAGUUGGCAAAACUUUACAACCGGAGAAUUGAGCCGUCCUUUCCAGGGCAAAGAUUGUGAAUCUAUCUAUGACAGUGGCACGGAGCCCCUUACAUCUGCACUGAGCUCAGAAGAAUCGACAACACCAUGCUUAAUAGCAGAUGCCCGGAGGCCACCAGCUCCAGCAUGUCGCAAUACCAUUGCUAGUAUCAAGUAUACAAUACAUCACAACGGGGACGUGCAAAACAAAGGAAAACAACAAAUUGUGGCAGUUAAUGCUACCAUUGCAAGCAAGCGUGUUACAUACGAUAUGGACAAAACAAGUAUGGAAGUUAUAGGUGCUGACUGACAUUCCAGCUGCAGUCACGGACGAAGAUGGUCUAGUUGUCGUUCAGCAGGAGUAUUCCGUUCAGUUCAGAAGUGAUGCCGAUGUUCCUCCGUCAAUGAAAUCAGGUAAUCCGGGCUAUAUAUUUGGACGCCCUAUCCCCGUCAUACCCCAUCGGAUUGGUUACCUCGGGGUGCUUGGCGCUAUUGCUGAUGAGGCUUGCACAGACCACAAGAUCAAUAUGGUUUGACAGAUAUUGAAUAAAUUGCUUUAACUGAGCGUUGACAUCACAGGUAACUUUUGGCGUAAAUGUUCAUUCCGGUUGCUUACUUAAGUUAAAUCGGUCAGAACUGCGUGACUUUUGCGUAAGAUCUCCCCUUUGCCUAACAAACAAUUCGUCACUCUGAGCUUGUCCUUCAAGGUUGGCAAUGGACCGCACGCUGCAGGAAAAGGCUUGCCGUAUGUUCACAGCGAGAAUACAUAUUAUCACCCUUGAGAGUACACAAAAUAGGCGAUACUUCAAUACAUCGCAUAUUUUCAAUGCAGCUUUUGAAAUGACAGACUACCGCGUGAUGUCCAAAGUCCUUCUACAACAAGACAUCAGCCUGAGAAAUACAUUAGGUUGGAAUUUUUGGGAAUGCAGCGGACCCACGUGACAAUUCACAAUGGCUGAAACUUCCUCGUCCGACUCGCAAUGACGCCGACUGGCAAGAGCGCAGUGGAAGUUGCAAAAAUGCAAUUACGAGCAUGAACUACCGUGAGUGUACUAGAUCUCUUCUACAUUGAGCUACGGGAGAUUUAGGGUUUAUAUGGACAUAUGUCGGUGCACAGGGUAACCCCCAGGCAAAAAUUAUCGGAGCGCGGAUAAGCUUUGGUACUUCUGAUAUUAAUUACCAUCACAGCACAGUCCCUAGCACAAGUCAGAGUAUUUCAAUAACAGCAACCGCGACCUUUGUCAAGAAGGAUUCGGAUUUUGUUGAUUACUCACCGCCCUCUCCCCCUGUUGCCAUAUCAGUUCCGCAUGAUGUCUGGUAUCCGUUUAAGAUAGAUUCGCACAGCGACAGGAGAACCCCAUUUCUGAGUCUCUCCUGGAUCUUUGCUGCUAGCUUGGUAGUGGCAAAUUAACAAUCCCCGUGAGAUAAGCAGAGAAUGCACCCAAAAGCGAGCAAAAUUACCGAGAUGGUGUUGAAGGUUACCAGGGUUAAGCUAACAAUUAAGCUCCAGGCACGCCAAAGCGUCGUCCAAUGUCGGGUGUUUCGUUGAUCUUGGCACUCUUCAUAAAAUCACGGGGUCGCGUCAAUGCGAACUGCUUUAUGACUGCUUGGCGACCUGAAUACACACCCAGGGGUCCGCAAGUAAGAGAACUGCAAGUUAUCACACGAGAGCAAAAUUAUAGUGGCUCGGCCCACCGCAGAAGUCACCGCAGAGGCCCACCGUACCGGGACUCGGCGAUUGCGGCCCCCACCCAUAAUUACUUCUCGCUAAAUUCGCAAUUCACCGGUGUCAGUACACAGUCC
Messenger RNA from Pelagomonas calceolata, 4140 nucleotides. The record is from the annotation of a GenBank genome assembly. NCBI's taxonomy places the organism in Eukaryota, Pelagophyceae, Pelagomonadales, Pelagomonadaceae.